GUAAAAUUUGUACAGUUGCGCAUAACGUGAGCAAGCACAACUUAAUUAAAAUGGCUGCUGUAAAGAGUUUUGCAAUUUUAACUAUCCUCGUUGGAAAUUGUUUACAAUUGAUUGAGGGUAAAAAUGAAGAGCAACUACUUUGCGUAAAUGGUAUCCAGGUAGUUUGUCGCUUUAAUUUCAAGGAGUUUCUUUUCGGAGGAGAUGAAUCAUACAAAUUAUUUACGUGUGAAGGGGAAAAAAUUAAUUGUAAUGACACGAAUAACGACACACAAAUUUGGGGACAUCUUAGGUUCGGAAUGACUUACGAUUUAGUCGAAGCUUUUACACUUAACAACGCCAAACUAACUCAUGCUCCAUUAAAAGUUGAAAGAUUUUUUCCAAACUUGAAAGCAUUUGAGGCAGAAGAAAACGUCAUAACUCAUAUUUCUAACACUGAUUUGGUACCUCAUAAGAAGGUGGAGUAUAUUAGUUUCUCUCACAAUCAGAUUACUAAUCUCGACAGCAAUAUUUUUGAUGAUUUGUCAAAUUUGAAAACCGUAAUAUUUCGUGACAACAAUAUGAAGCACAUUGGACAUGAUAUAAAGCUACCCAAUUUAUCUGUGGUUUUGUUACAAAAUUAUUGUAUAGACGUGACGGCUUUGGGUCCUGUUGAAAUUCAAAAAUUAAAAUUUAAUGUUCUUGUAAAUUGCCCACCAGAGUUAUCGCAAAUAGAAAAUGAAAUGGAAAACCGGAAGAACUUAUUAACUCGUCUUAGAGACGAGAAUGCAGUGUUAGAAGAAAGAGUGAUAUUAUUGGAAGAAACAAAUGCAAAAAUGGGUCAUGCUUUUGACGACUUUAAUAUUUCAACUGAAGAACCGCCCACAACGUCAGAAUCAACUACUGAAACGUCCACCACGCCAGAACCGUCCACUACGACUGAACUGUCCCCAACGACUGAACCGUCCCCUACGAUUGAACCGUCCACUACGACUGAAGUGUCACCUACGACUGACGUGUCACCUACGACUGAACCGUCCACUACGACUGAAGUGUCCACUACGACUGAAGGGUCCACUACGACUGAAGUGUCCACUACAACUGAAGUGUCCACUACGACUGAAGUGUCCACCACGACUGAAGUGUCCACCACGACUGAAGUUUCCACCACGACUGAAGUGUCCACCACGACUGAAGUGUCCACCACGACUGAAGUGUCCACCACGACUGAAGUGUCCACCAUUAUUGAAGGGUCCACCAUCACUGAAGGCUCAACCAUCACUGAAGGAUCAACCAUAACUGAAGGAUCAACCAUAACUGAAGAAUCAACCAUAAUUGAAGGAUCAACCAUAACUGAAGGAUCAACCAUAACUGAAAUCGAGGAGUACGCUACAGCUCAAAUCAAUGAGCCCAUGCAAAAUUCACAUUGGCGUCCAUUUAUUCCUUCCGCACAAAACGAGUUGUAUUCAACUUUUUCUGGACCUAAGGAUAAGCCUGAAAUAUAUUCAACUGUUUCUUAGAUAAUUCUUCCACAUUUUAUUAGAUUAUGUUUGAAGUUUAUUUCAAUUUGAAACAUUAAAAGCUCAGGCCAGCACAGGUUUUGUACAUAAAUCUAGUAUAAUAUGGUAAAACGUACGAAUCAAAUACUUUAUACGCAAAAUAAAUAAAAAAGGAAUAAAUGGAAAC
Messenger RNA from Bradysia coprophila, 1662 nucleotides. RefSeq lists its product as uncharacterized. Lineage: Eukaryota; Metazoa; Arthropoda; Insecta; Diptera; Sciaridae. The record is from RefSeq and is a predicted model, not a curated record.